Molecule: messenger RNA, 5196 nt
Organism: Chelmon rostratus (copperband butterflyfish)
Lineage: Eukaryota; Metazoa; Chordata; Actinopteri; Chaetodontiformes; Chaetodontidae
Product: zinc finger protein 260-like
Exons: 2
Coding region: 97-1065 (322 amino acids)
Cellular component (GO): nucleus
Source: RefSeq, a predicted model, not a curated record
AAAAGAAACAAACACACCAGCUAAAGAAAGCCUCACAAAAACGGUCAUUAUCGAGUUUUCUUCUUAUAUGUGCUUUGACCAGUAAAUCUGUAGGAAAUGUCGAGACUCCAGAGUGUGAAGGUUUUAAUCUACCAGAGGCUGUCUGCGGCAGUCGAGGAGAUAAUUGGCCAUUUAGAGACAACUAUAACCGAGUAUGAAGAGGAGAUGUCGUGCCGCCAUCGCAUGCUUCUGAGCGACAUGGCUACAAAACCUGAGGAUACGCUGGAAAUAUCAGUCUUUUCUGCAGAUGUUAAGCAGCCAUUGAUGAUUAAAGAAGAGCAGCAGGAGUGGAGCCCCAGUCUGGACCAGGAGGACUCAAAGCACCCACACAUAAAAGAAGAAAAGGAGGAUUUUUGGACCUGUCAGGAAGGUGAGCAGCUGCAAGGACUGCAUGAGGAGGAUAUGAUUAAGUUCCCAUUCACACAUGUCCCUGUGAAGAGUGAAGAUGAUGAAGAGAAACCUCAGUCCUCACAGCUUCAUCAGAGACAAACUGAGGACAAUAGAGAGUCAGAAGCUUCAGCCAGCAGCUUAAUUGAACAGAUGAAAAAAGAUGAUGGAGAGGACUGUGGAGCAUCACAACUAGACAGGAUCUUGGUAUCUGGUUUUAAAUGUGUAUCUAGAUCUGACAACAAGACUUCACACUCUCCCAAAGCUGUGACUGAAGACAGGGGUGAUGAUCAGAAGGAGAUCAAGAUGCCUCAGACAGAUUUAAAUACUAUGCAAAAUAAAGUUCCUGGAAAUGAUAUUGUUAACAAUGGCAAAUUGUUUAGCUGCUUAAAAUGUGGUAAAAAAUUUGGCCAGAAGCAUCAUCUGAAGACACACAUGAGAUGUCAUACUGGAGAGAAACCAUUUAGUUGUUCUCUUUGUGGUAAAAGAUUUACCCAGAAGGGAAAUCUGACACAACACAUGGCAGUCCACACCAGGGAGAAACCAUGUAGUUGUCCUGUUUGUGGUGAAAAAUUUGCACAAAAAGGAAAUCUGACUCAACACAUGACAGUCCACACAAGAGAAAAACUUUGUUGGUGAGAAACUGACAAAGGCAUAGGGAGAAGACAGAAUAGCUUUUACAACAAAAAAUUAAGUCAGCAGUCACAAAAAAAGAAAACCCAAGUGAUAGCAGCAACAGGAAUGAAGCUGUUGUGCUGCAGAACUGAAUCAAUGAACUUUUGACUUCCUUACCAUCUAUUUCAGGGCAUUCAAAUAGCUGAAGAGUCACCACCCUGUUGGUCCCUGUUGAACUACAAAAACAACAGUCCACUGGCAGUCAUACAGUAUUGUUGCAGAGUUUUCACUCACACUAUAGCUGAAUACAGACACAAGCUACAGAGAGCACUUAAACCACAAACAGUCAUUGAAGAGCUCACUUUAAUUACAUAUAGCUGGUCUAAUCUGCCGUUGACAGGAAGCCUACUACUUACAUGUUUUCCAUGACUCUUUGUUCAUAAAAAGGAUAGGGGAAACGUGCCGGUGCUUUACAAAUUUGGGUUUUUUUUCUGACCAGGAGUCGGAUCCAAAAUGGAACUAACUAUCGAAAUUAUGUCAAUAACCAUAUCGAUAACCAAUUAUGUCAGUGAUCACAGCUGCAUAUUAGUCCUAAUGCACAUACAUGUCAGCUGUGAGUCGGUCAAUAAUAAUCAAGGAUAUGACAAUUUAACAACAUAAAGUACAUCUUAAUUCUCUAUUGCAUCCAUGUUUUCUUCACAUAUUUGUCCCUUCCACUGACUGCAAGCAGAGAUGACAGUGGGGAGGAAGUGAGGAAAACUGGAUGUUUGUCACCUUCAAUAUCAUUUGUAUUGCAGGAAUUUGUAGAACGUUGUGUGAGGAGUAGCAGGCAGGGUGGAGGGACAACCACCAGCAGACAGCUGCUGAGAGCUGGGGGCAGACUGGAACUUCUGGAAGAAUAAACACCCAGAGUCACACUGGAUCCUGGUCUGAUCCAAAGCCAUUUAUCGGGAGAGGAGAGCUCAGUUUUUGACACAUUGCUCACUUCCAUACGGCUAAUAUACAGUAUUAUGGCUGUUUGUGGUGAAUAAACAAAGGGUUCCGUGGUUAAACUCGCAUGCAUGAGUAAUGUGAGGUUUUGUUUGUUUUAAGGUGAUGACAUAAAAUAUGACAGACAUUUGCUUAAUUCAAAAAGCUCAAUAGAAGCUUUUAAUGUCAAAAAUAAUUACAUUCGGUACAGCCCUACCUGAAGGUAGUAUUUGCACAUAUGUCCAAAUAGUAAAAAGGUUCAUAGUUUUAUGGCACUGAUUUGUUCUAUUGUUGUUCUCCCACAUGAAAAACCACAAUUUGAUAUAGUUGAGAUUAGUUAGUCUGAGGAGAAGCAGCCUGUGAACAAGUCUGUGCAUGAGCGUCACAUUUCACUGAAUAAAUUCAACUUCAACCCAGUACAGUUAUUAUCAUUGUUCUGUGUUGUGUUUACUAUGAUCUUUUCUUUUUUGACAGGAGCCACAACUUACGUAGCCACUUAGGUAUGUAGUAAUUAAUAGAGCAGCACAACAGUCUCUGCAACAUGCCAGCAUCACAUGAAUUAAUCAAAAACAAUCACAGAGACAUAACACAACAAUCCAAAGCAGUUUGUUGGAAGCCCACUGACACUCACAGAUCUGUGCAUCAAGAAUACCAGUUGUCUCUUCAAAACCAUACUAGAGUUGAUGAUUUGCCAACUGGUAGAUAGAACUCCAUUUUAUUUGGGUUAAGUAGAACUCCACUCAGCACCUGUUAGAACAGGUCAUCUUCCACUUUCAUUGUUCUCAGUACAUGGAGAGCCCAUCUGUGUGCUCUGCUGCCUGGGUUUGUGCUGCAAAUGGUGGAGGAGGAUUCAUCAGGUCGAUGGUCUGUCCUUCCCGGAUCUUUAGAACUGCCUGCUUCAGACUCCACCUGCAGGGAAGGACAAACAUGGAGCGGUGCACACAAGAACUAGCAAUGCUGUUUUGACAAUGCGUCUGACUUUCAAAAGAAAAAGCAGAGCAUAGACAGGAGGUGGUCAGUCUGGUAGAUUCCUUGUGUGUCAUACAGCUUAUGUUUUGUCCAGCACUGAUUUGUAUUGGAUAUGGAGGUAUCUCUCUGUUACAUUAGUGAGUAAUUCAGUUCACCACCAUUGUUCUCAUUGUACAAAGAAACACAGCCUUACUUGCUUGAAACUCUGUGUCUCAUCACUAAUUUGCAUAAUCUAACUGUGAAAUGCACAAAACUCAUGAUUUGCAUAACACAUGCAAUGUCACAUUUAAGUGCCACUCAUUUGCAUGAAAUGGAAAUGUGACAAUGUUUGCAGAAAGUUGCUUACGUCAUGAGCGCUCUUGCUAUUUUGGUUCAUACAGUGUGUUGAAGUUGUAUAGUUGCAUAUAUAUGUACACCAGUCACAUCACUUGUCUCUGACCUUUGAAACACCUGAACCACUGGUCAUAAGUAAAUUGUCACAUUAGUUUGUAAUUGAUGUGAUACAGUAGCAUUAGCAUCAUAAUGUAUUUUAAGAAUAAAAUAUGAAGCACCACUUUUGCUUAAAGGUUGGAAAAGAGGCAGUAAUGCACAGGAUUAAAGAGCUCCCAACACCCAAUGUCUCUCUCAUAAACAGGCAGGGUACCAUAACAGACCAGUCUGGUGUGUGUAAAGAGGUGUGUGUGGUUAUUGUGUCACAGUCUGUGUCAUUGGCAGAUGACUCUAUAUUCACAGUGGACUGAUGCCCAGUGGAACUUCACUCUGGUGCAACACUUCUUAAAUCAGAGGCUGCAGAUGUAUCAACAUGUGUCCUGCUGCUUUCAGAUGGCUGCAGGCAUUUAAUGAACUGGAGAGGAAGUUUUUCAUACCAAGCAGCUACUGUAAGAAUCACUGAUUCUAAUCUUUAUGUAACUGCAGACUGAACUAACAAUGUUCCUGCUUUAAAUAUAUCAUUAUUUUGUUACUUCAUCAACUAGUUGUAACAGAUCAUAGAAUUAGCAUGACCUUGCACCAGAAACAGACAUGGCUUGAGUCAUCUAAUUUUAGAGCAGCUUCUGAGACCCAGUGUCCAUCAAAACACCAACAACUGACUGUGCAGCUGCCUCAUCUGAAUGAACCUCCCACCUGGUUGUUCCUUUCUUCCACCUGUGCACUGUGUGCUACACACCAACAUACCACACAAACGGGCCCAGUUUAAAGGCAGGGUAAUACCAAACUGUGUCAGUCCCCUGUGUGUUGUCACAAUGCCACUUCAAUUUUCCUAACAAUUAAGAGUGACAGGCAUCAAUUUUUGCUAUAUCACAAUAAAUUGAAUAGAAUUGUCAGAAUCAUUUCAUUUGCAAUGAAUGUACUCACCUGUUGGUAUUAGGGUCUCUAACUGAAGAAGUAUGCAGAUAGCCUCCAGUUUUUGACCCAGUCACAGGGAUCUUUAGCUGCAACACAAUGCAAAUUCAAAGUAAUCUGCUCACAUGUAAACAGAUAUCAGAGCUCUUCACAACAGGAUUGUAUGGUACAGCUGUCAGUCAUACGAUUCCCACACCAAUCUCUGGAUGGCUGGAUGUAAGGAUAACAUUGUGACCCAUGUUCCAAAGCAGUAAUGAUCCAAAAUGGAAGCUGACAAGGACAAGGUAGCCAAACAAACAUUUGAACAGCAAUGGAACAGGUGAGUGACUGACAAGCAGGAGAGUGGGAAAUGUUUCAUAGAAACAGUUUGUUAGACCUGCCCUUCAGUGCCUUAUUAACCUGGUGUCAUUCUCAGAGCAGCCCUCUCUCUCCCUCCCAGCUGCUUCCUCAACUUUACAUGGUUGAGUCUGCUGUUCUGGCCCAGGCCUGCUCCUCCACUCCAGGUUCUAGCUCACUCAGUCCCCCUGGAUGUUAUUUUCGGCGUGGUUCCAUGGCCUCUCCCUGCCCUGCUAAAGCCCAAAUCCGUGGCUCUCUACUAGCAGCACCAUUACUCCUCUUCAACAUCUUCCUCCUGUAUUUUACAAUAAAAACCUUUAACUUUGUAUCUGCCUCCUUGUCAGCCCUUAACACAGUGUGGUGGAAGCUCCUGGCAAACAUAAUAACACAUUUUGAUGACUUUCGAAAAUACAGUACCUGUGCCAUGUGCUGAGUUAUAACGUUGUUUCUGUCAGUCAGACGGAUGUUGUGGACUUUUAAAGGUGGGGCCCCCAGGCUUUCCAUGGCAGCAGGACAUGCUUCCAACUUUUGCAGAGCCAG